AUGAGAUUUCGAGUUGGUACUGGAGACCAUAUAUCUGCAUGGCAUAACCCUUGGAUGCCUUUACCUAACAGCUUCAAACCUUUCACCAAAUCGGCUGUGGGCCUUGAAGAGUUGAAAGUAUGUGAUUUGAUUCUGGAAGGAGAGCAUGAGUGGAAUAUUCCAUUGUUGGAGGAGUUGUUUACACCUUAUGAGGCUGCAAUUAUUGCGGGUAUCCCUCUAAGCAUUAGAGGGGGAGAUGACACGUUGCAAUGGCACUUUGACAGAAGAGGCAAUUAUGGAGUUAGAAGUGGCUAUCAUGUCGCUCAAAUUGAGGAGGGCAGAGCUGAUCGUGCUUCCACUUCUCUGGGCACAUGCGGUAUUAAUCCAAGCUACUGGAAGGCAAUUUGGGGAGCUAAUAUUCCACCCAAAGUUCGGGUGUUCGUUUGGAGAUUAUUAAAAGGCAUAUUACCGACAAGAGCUGGUCUUUCCCAUAAGGUAAGUCUCCCUGAUGAUCAUUGUGUUUUUUGCAAUCAAUCAAUUGAUGAUGGCCUCCAUGUGUUUAGAGAUUGUGAUGUCACGUCAUAUUUUUGGCUGCUCACUACUCUGGGUUUAAAAGUUAAUAAGGUGGCAUGUGCUAAUGUGAUUGAUUGGGCCUUGAAUGUGAUUGACAUACUUAAUUGGGACCAAAGAUGUCUCUUCUUUAUGGCCUUUUGGGUAAUUUGGUCUAAGCGGAAUAAUGUACUAUGGAAGGGCAGCUUCUUUUGUGCUUCUAAUGCAGCUCAAUGGGUAGUUAAGCUCCUUGAGGAUUACCAAUCAGUGCAUAUCACUGGAGGUACAAAGGCAAGGAGGGAAAAGACGAAAUGGCAGAACCCCCCUAGUGGGAGACUGAAGGUAAAUGUUGGUGGCAGUUAUAGGGCUGACCAUGGUGAUGGUGGUGUGGGAGUGGUAAUACAUGAUGCAUAUGGUGUCUGUGUGCCAGCUUUGGCACGCUAUUUCCCGCAUGCUUCUUCAGCCUUACACAUGGAGGCAGAGGCAUGUCGGGCAGGUUUGUUGUUGGCUUUCCAUCAGAACAUGACUGCUCUUGAGAUGGAGAGUGAUUGCUCCCUAGUUGUUGCGGCUUUACAACAAAAAGUGGAGGAUAGAUCUGAAAUUGGGCGCAUUAUGGAUGACUGUAAGUCAUAUUUGACAUCUUUUCACCCUUUUCAGGUUAGACAUAUCUUCCGUGAAGCAAAUGGUGCAGCCAAUAGAUUGGUGCAUCUUGCUAGCUUUAAUUUAUUGUCUGAUGUUUGGUAUAAGACGGAUUAUAGGGCUCUAUUUGAGAUUUCUCUCGAGAAAGGUGUAGAGUAG
Messenger RNA from Rosa chinensis, 1326 nucleotides. RefSeq lists its product as uncharacterized. The transcript has 2 exons. Bases 1 to 1326 code for a protein of 441 amino acids. The record is from RefSeq and is a predicted model, not a curated record. NCBI's taxonomy places the organism in Eukaryota, Viridiplantae, Streptophyta, Magnoliopsida, Rosales, Rosaceae. Gene Ontology annotation, molecular function: nucleic acid binding; RNA-DNA hybrid ribonuclease activity.